Molecule: messenger RNA, 1092 nt
Organism: Kluyveromyces marxianus DMKU3-1042
Lineage: Eukaryota; Fungi; Ascomycota; Saccharomycetes; Saccharomycetales; Saccharomycetaceae
Gene: MET22
Product: 3'(2'),5'-bisphosphate nucleotidase
Exons: 1
Coding region: 1-1092 (363 amino acids)
Biological process (GO): sulfate assimilation; phosphatidylinositol phosphate biosynthetic process
Molecular function (GO): 3'(2'),5'-bisphosphate nucleotidase activity
Source: RefSeq, a predicted model, not a curated record
AUGGCUGUUCAAUUUUCGAAAGAGCUUGCCGUUGCGACCCAAGCUGUGCGCAAAGCUUCAUUGUUAACGAAAAGAGUUCAAUCUGCAGUUAUUUCUGAUGAAAAUUCUACUAUAACAAAAUCGGACAACAGUCCUGUUACGAUUGGUGACUAUUCAGCCCAGGCAGUCAUCAUAAAUACAAUAAAGGCUAACUUUCCUAAUGACAAUGUUGUUGGUGAAGAAUCUAGUACUGGGUUGACUGACUCAUUUGUCGAUGAGAUUUUGAAUACGAUUCGUGGAAAUGAUGAAGAGUACCCAAAGGUUUUUGGUGAUAUCGAACAAAAUGGAGACGAAAAGGUUGAUUUCAUCAACAAAGAUUUUCCCCUAAACUCGAUCGACGAAGUUAAGAGAGUAAUUGAUUUUGGUAACUAUGCUGGAGGAAACAAAGGAAGAUUCUGGUGUUUGGACCCAAUUGAUGGUACCAAGGGAUUUUUGAGAGGAGAACAAUUUGCCGUUUGUUUGGCAUUGGUCAUUGAUGGGAAAGUAGUGGUAGGAGUUAUUGGAUGCCCUAAUUUAAAAUUGUCCAACUUUGGAGCCGAAGAUACCAGUGAUAACUUACCGGCCGGCUAUAUUUUCAGAGCUGUCAGAGGCAAUGGUGCAGAAUAUUCAGUAACAACUGAAUCGAACUGGACGCCGAUACAUGUGAGAUCUAUAGAAGAUACAUCCGAUUUAGUGUCUUUGGAAGGUGUUGAAAAGUCGCACUCUGCUCAUGAUGAACAAGCUAUUAUCAAAAACGAACUAGGCGUAACCAAGUCACAGCACCUUGACUCUCAGGUGAAGUAUUGCGUUCUCGCCAUGGGUCUAGGUGAUCUAUACCUCCGUUUGCCAAUCAAAAUGUCGUAUUCCGAAAAGAUUUGGGACCACGCUGCAGGAAAUGUCAUUGUUGAAGAAGCAGGCGGAAUCCACACAGACGCACUCCAAAAUGUCCCCCUUGACUUUGGUCAAGGCAGGACUCUAAAAACGAAGGGUAUCAUCGCCUCCUGCGGUCCACAAGCUCUACACACAAGAGUAGUCACCACAUCAGCAAACAUCCUCUCUAACAAAUCUACAUAA